ACCGCCACAUGCCAAACACAUAAUAAUUGAACACAUUAAAACAUUGUAGCCGUCGUCUUAGGCUGGCAUUUAAUUUAAUUUGUCACUUUUGCUCAAAUUUUUUUAAUGCCUCAAAUUCAUUUCAAUCACAUACAUAUCUUUGUAGACCUAUGAUGAUUCAUUAUUAUACCUUCAUCAUCAUCAUCAUCACAUGAUAUCUAUGAUAUGAUCUAUGGAUAACGAUGGUGGUGGUGGCCAAGGUAAUCCAUUAUCUAACAACAUUGUUGUGUUACUUCUUGCAAUGGGUUCAGCUGCUUUUGUUGUCUCAAUUUACCAUCUCAUAGCAAUUUGUUUUUGCAAUAACCGGCAAAAUUCAAAUAAUAAUGAGCAAAAUCUACAUCAACAAGAUGGUGGUGAACCAAGCACUUCUACUUCUGUGGCGCAUUUGAUUCCGUCGCAUAAGUAUCACAAGAAAAAGGUUAAUGAGAACGGCGAAGAGGCUGAUGAUUGUGGCGGCAGUGGCGGCACUUGUGCCGUGUGUUUGGGAGAUUUUGAAGAGGGUGAGGAGUUGAAGACUUUGCCGGAGUGCAUGCACUCUUUUCACGUGCCAUGCAUUGAUAUGUGGCUCUAUUCUCAUACAAGUUGUCCCGUUUGCCGCGCCAGCGCCACGCCGUCGCCGGUGGGGCUCAACCAUGGCCCUUUAAAUGUUUUUGGUGAUCAUAGUGGUUAUGGCUUGAAUAAUAAUAAUAAUAAUGCACGCCAAGGGAUUGAUAUGGUGCAAAUUGCUGUUGUCCAAAGUGGUUUUGUUCGAAGGUAAAGAAGGGAAUUAAAUAUGUAAUAUAUUGAACCAACUUGUGUGGACUGGUUCCUUUAAAUAA
This is a messenger RNA of Arachis ipaensis, 857 nucleotides long. Its product is annotated as RING-H2 finger protein ATL52-like. Gene Ontology annotation, biological process: protein ubiquitination. Lineage: Eukaryota; Viridiplantae; Streptophyta; Magnoliopsida; Fabales; Fabaceae. The record is from RefSeq and is a predicted model, not a curated record.